AUGUAAGAGCAUCGUUCCCAGACAACUGAGCAGAUCAACUCUAAGAAAGUAUUUACAAACACUGAUGGUGGUUACUUAAUGUACAUAUUCCUCAUUCAAUAUUAAUUCUAAAGUAAAAUUAGGGAGAAAGCAAAGAAACUUGAAAAGGAAAAUGUCGAUUUGUUUUUCAGAUUCGUUUGUAUGGGUAAGGCCAUGAUAGACUACGCCGAUCGCGGGGAUUUAGAAAAUUUUGAAAGACUACUUAGAGAGAGUGAUGAUCAAGAAUUGAUGUUUUGGCAUGUUACUAAGGGUUUGAAGGCAGCAGUUAAGAAUCGCAGAAUUAACAUAAUCACCUAUAUUAUCGAUGAGCUAGAGAUGAGUCUUUAGCAUGAAGCUUUUGAAAAGUACUUGCAUCUAUAUCUUUUUGGCUGUCAAGAAGCUGAGAUGGAGAAUGAUGAUGUAGGCAUCGAAAUAAACCGUGAAAUUCUAAGAUUGCUAGUUAAAGGAAAAGGCAAGGAAGGUAUUGAUGAGGUAGAAAAAGUCAGUUCCUCAACUCCAUUGAUUGUAGCUUGUGAGCAUCUUCAUGACUUAGAAAUGAUUAAGAUAUUAGUUGAAGCUGGUGCUGAUGUUAAUGCAGUGACCAGUGAUGAUAAAAUGCCACUUAUAUUAAUCAAGGAAAGACUUGCCUCCGAUAUGACAAAUACUAAGCUAGAGAAGAUUUAUGACUAUUUAGAGGAAAAAGGAGCAAAGCUAACAUGGAGAGAUAAAUCUAAUAAUUAUUGA
Molecule: messenger RNA, 762 nt
Organism: Stylonychia lemnae
Lineage: Eukaryota; Ciliophora; Spirotrichea; Sporadotrichida; Oxytrichidae
Source: the annotation of a GenBank genome assembly